This is a messenger RNA of Ilyonectria robusta, 333 nucleotides long. RefSeq lists its product as uncharacterized. The transcript has a single exon. Bases 1 to 333 code for a protein of 110 amino acids. Lineage: Eukaryota; Fungi; Ascomycota; Sordariomycetes; Hypocreales; Nectriaceae. The record is from RefSeq and is a predicted model, not a curated record.
AUGGCCCUCGGCUCAUGCAGCCCAGAUGCCGUUGUCAUAUCGGCAUUGCCACUCUUGCAUCCCGGCAUCUCGAGCCCCACCGCAAGUCCCCGAUUCCGUGCCGUGCUACUUGCGCCCUCUUCCAAGUCGAAACCAUUUAUCCGAUCCCCUGAGAAACCUCCCUCCUCCAUCUCUCCUCAUCCAGUAACCAAGCCCGGGUCACCUUCUGUUUCCACGCACAUUGUCAUCCUCGUUGUCACUACUACCAAGCGCCCAAACCAUGACAUCCUCUUGCACACCCAAUCUCAACCAGAACAUGUCAUGAACCGUUGUUACCCCACGACCAUCCCCUAG